Messenger RNA from Caenorhabditis angaria, 405 nucleotides. The record is from the annotation of a GenBank genome assembly. NCBI's taxonomy places the organism in Eukaryota, Metazoa, Nematoda, Chromadorea, Rhabditida, Rhabditidae.
AUGCAAAUUCUUGUUUUCUUCACAAUCCUCACAAUUUUUGCCUCAAUCAACGCGGAUUUCAAAGAAGAGAUCACAGAACUCGUCAAAGAAAUCAAUAAAGCCGUCGAAACCGAAGAUCACCAAAAAAUUGCUGGAUUUUUCGAAGAAUCAGCAAGUUUUCAUGAUUGCUUGGCGAAUCGACGAAAAGAGGAACUUGUGGAAUUUGUAGAGUUCGGGAAAAUCGAAUUUGGAAGAAUUUUGGCGAUUUCUGAAGUUGAUGGCUCGAAUUCGACGUUUUCUUUGAGAACAACAACUUUGUUUUCAGAAGGAGAUGGAGAAAUUGAGUGGAUUUUGAAGAAAAAUGAGGAUGGAAAUGGAACUAGUUAUAGGAUUUCUAAAGGCCAUGAGAUUUGUCUUGGAUUUUAA